Messenger RNA from Chionomys nivalis (European snow vole), 1801 nucleotides. It is a transcript of the gene Gp2, whose product is annotated as glycoprotein 2. The record is from RefSeq and is a predicted model, not a curated record. NCBI's taxonomy places the organism in Eukaryota, Metazoa, Chordata, Mammalia, Rodentia, Cricetidae. Gene Ontology annotation, cellular component: cell surface; apical plasma membrane. The transcript is spliced from 10 exons. Gene Ontology annotation, biological process: neutrophil migration. The coding region runs from base 53 to 1759 and encodes 568 amino acids.
UGGAGAGUUUGCAGACUGUGGUGUGACCUGCAAGCCUCACUUUACAGAAAAGAUGGUGGGCUGUGACCUGCUGUGGCUGGCUGUGGCCUCCUGCAUUCUGAUGCUGGCCUCUUCAUCUACAACAACACAGCAAGAUUAUGGAGGCCCCAGGAACAGUGGCUCUGAUGGGCUGGACUGUGGAGCGUCUGGCUCCUGCUUUGACCCUUGUCAGAAUUACAUCACCCUGGAUGACCCGUCCAGAAGCGCAGAGUACACGGAGGUCUCAGAUGAGUGUGAUGACAAUCUGCGGGGCUGGUACCGCUUUGUGGGUGAAGGAGGAGUGAGGAUGCCAGAGACCUGUGUGGAAGUAUUCCGGUGCCAUACCUCUGCUCCCAUGUGGCUGAAUGGAGCUCACCCCAACCUGGAAGAUGGCAUUGUCAGCCACACAGCCUGUGCCAACUGGAAUGAAAAUUGCUGCUUCUGGAGUUCUGAGGUCAAGGUGAAGGCCUGCUCAGAAGAAUUAGGAAUCUUUCAUGUGUACAAGUUCCAAGGCACCCCUGAAUGCAGUCUGAGAUACUGCACAGAACCUGAAGAACUCACCCCCGAAACAACCACUGGGCCCACCCCCACCCCCGAAAUCACCACUAAACCCACCACUGAACCCACCUCUACACUCACCCCUACACCCACCCCUAAAACCACCCCUGGACCCACCUUUGAACCCACCGAGUGUGAUAUCACUUGCCGUCCUGAGGAGAAAUGUGUUCUACUCCAAGAUGGCUCCUGGACCUGUGUCUGUAAUCCGGACCUCAGUGUUUCUGAUCCUCAGAGUUUGCAGCCUGAGUUGGACUGUGGACCUACUGAGAUCAAGGUGAAGCUGGACAAGUGCUUGCUGGGAGGUCUGGGUUUCAAGGAGGAGAUCAUUACCUUCCUGAAUGACCGGAACUGCAGUGGAAUCAUGCAGAAUGAGCCCAACAACUGGGUGUCCACCACCAGCCCCGUUGGAGCUAAUGCCUGUGGGAACAUUCUGGAAAACAAUGGGACCCAUGCCAUCUACAGAAACAACCUCUCCUUGGCCACUGAUUUCAUCAUCAGGGACUUCAUCGUCAAUGUCAACUUCCAGUGUGCCUACCCACUGGACAUGAAGAUCAGCCUCCAAACUGCACUUCGGCCCGUUGUAAGUUCCCUGAAUAUUGAUGUGGGCGGGGCAGGAGAGUUCACUGUCAGGAUGGCCCUCUUCAGAGACCAGAGCUACACACAACCUUAUGAAGAGGCCCAAGUGGAGCUUCAGGUGGAGUCUAUGCUCUAUGUGGGUGCCAUCUUGGAUAGAGGAGAUGACUCCAGGUUCAAGCUGUUGCUGAGGAACUGCUAUGCCACACCCACAAAAGAUAAGAAUGACCCCGUGAAGUACUUCAUCAUCAGAGACAGCUGCCCAAAUCAACAAGAUUCCACCAUCAACGUGGAGGAGAAUGGGGUGUCCUCAGAAAGCCGGUUCUCAGUACAGAUGUUCAUGUUUGCUGGAAAUUACGACCUAGUUUUCCUGCAUUGUGAGGUGAACCUAUGUGACUCCACUAACGAAGAGUGUAAACCAUCUUGCUCUAGAAGUCAGUUCCGCAGCAGUGGACCAGGCAUCAACUUGGCCCAGGUUCUAGAUUUAGGACCCAUCAGUAGGAAAGGUUCUCAGACUCUCGAGACCUCAAGUGGGACUUCCAGCACUGCAGGGUUCCUGAUGGCCUGGCCCAUGCUCUUCCUGCCUGUCUUCCUGCCUUGGCUGUUCUGAGAGGCCAGCUGGGCAUCUGACUGAGAAGCUCACGUUCUUCCC